Notolabrus celidotus (New Zealand spotty) is the source of this 3474-nucleotide messenger RNA. RefSeq names its product prolyl endopeptidase (gene prep). Gene Ontology annotation, molecular function: serine-type endopeptidase activity; oligopeptidase activity. Gene Ontology annotation, cellular component: cytosol. Gene Ontology annotation, biological process: proteolysis. NCBI's taxonomy places the organism in Eukaryota, Metazoa, Chordata, Actinopteri, Labriformes, Labridae. The transcript has 14 exons. The coding region runs from base 83 to 2308 and encodes 741 amino acids. The record is from RefSeq and is a predicted model, not a curated record.
AUUACUCUCUUUGAAGCUCUCUUUGACUGUGUGGAAGCAGCAGGAGCAUCUUUUCUGCCAAAAGCCUCAGCGCCUUAAGUUGAUGUUUUACAGCAUCCACAGACUCAUUUUAAAACCUGUCUUUCACUCUCUGAGGCCACUUAUUUUCAUACGAAACUCCCGAAAGCUGACAUCCAAAAUGUCUUUCCAGUACCCGCAGGCUUACCGCGACGAUGCAGUGGUGGAUGAUUAUCAUGGUAACAAAGUACCUGAUCCAUACAGCUGGCUGGAGGACCCUGACAGUGAGAAGACACAGGCCUUCGUCAGCGCUCAGAACCAGCUGACGUUGCCGUAUUUAGAGCGCUGUGAGGUGCGAGACCUGUUCAAGGAGCGCAUGACUGAGUUGUAUGACUACCCGAAGUAUAGUUGUCCCUUUAAGAGGGGAAGCAGGUACUUUCACUUCUACAACACAGGCCUCCAGAACCAGAGUGUGAUGUAUGUGCAGGAGAACCUGGAUGCUGAGCCCACAGUCUUUUUGGAUCCAAACACAUUUUCAGACGAUGGAACAGUUGCCUUGCGAGGCUAUGCUUUCUCUGAGGAUGGGGAGUAUCUGGCAUACGGCACCAGUGCCAGCGGUUCAGACUGGGUGGAGAUCCGCUUCCUGCGAGUUGAAGACGCCUCGCCCCUCAAGGACCGCUUGGAGCGAGUCAAGUUCAGCUGUAUGUCCUGGACUCACGAUGGGAAGGGACUUUUCUACAACUCGUACCCUAAUCAGGAGGGGAAGAGCGACGGCACUGAGACAUCCACUAACCUGCACCAGAAGCUUUACUUCCAUGUGUUGGGGACUCCACAGUCUGAGGACGUGCUGUGCGCUGAGUUCCCUGACCACUCGAAGUGGAUGAGUGGAGCGGAGGUGUCAGAUGAUGGACGCUACGUGCUGCUGUCUAUCAGGGAAGGUUGCGACCCGGUCAACAGACUGUGGUACUGUGACCUGCAGACCACUCCUCAGGGUAUCACAGGACUUUUGCCAUGGGUGAAGCUAAUUGACAACUUUGAUGCCGAAUAUGAGUACGUGACCAACGAGGGUACAUUAUUCACAUUUAAAACCAACCUGGACGCCCCGCGUUACCGCCUCAUCAACAUUGACUUUGCAUCUCCGGCUCAGACCAACUGGAAGGAGCUCAUCCCUCAACAUGACAAGGAUGUUAUUGUGUUUGCCACCUGUUCAUACUCCAGCUUCUUGUUUGUGUGUUUCCUCCACGACGUGAAGAAUGUGUUGAAAAUGUACCGUCUGAGCUCCGGGGAGGAACUGAGAACGUUCCCUCUGGAUGUCGGCUCUGUGGUGGGAUUCACGGGACGCAAAAGGGACUCUGAAAUAUUCUACUACUUCACCUCCUUCCUCUCUCCAGCCAUCAUCUACCACUGUGACCUCACUAAGGAGCCGCUGCAGCCCCACAUCUUCAGAGAGGUCACCGUCAAAGGUUUCAAUCCCUCAGACUACCAGACUACUCAGAUCUUCUAUCCCUCUAAGGAUGGCACUCAGAUCCCCAUGUUUAUCGUUCACAAGAAAGGCAUCAAGCUUGACGGCUCCCAUCCAGGUUUUUUGUACGGCUAUGGCGGUUUCAACAUCUCCAUCACGCCAAGCUACAGCGUCUCCCGUCUCAUCUUUGUCAGACAUCUUGGCGGAGUCCUGGCUGUGGCUAACAUCCGAGGAGGGGGAGAGUACGGGGAGACCUGGCACAAAGCCGGCAUGUUGGCCAACAAGCAGAACUGCUUCACAGACUUCCAGUGUGCAGCUGAAUAUCUCGUCAAGGAGGGAUAUACUUCUCCCUCCAAGCUGACUAUAAAUGGAGGCUCCAACGGUGGACUACUUGUUGCGGCAUGUGUGAACCAGCGGCCCGAGCUGUUCGGUUGUGCUGUGGCUCAGGUUGGCGUCAUGGACAUGCUCAAGUUCCACAAGUUCACCAUCGGCCACGCAUGGACUACAGACUUUGGCUGCUCGGAGAAAAAAGAUCAGUUUGAUUGGCUCAUCAAAUACUCCCCUCUCCACAACAUCCGCAUCCCUGAGGGUAAUGGUGUCCAGUACCCUUCAGUGCUGCUGCUCACAGGGGACCACGAUGACCGCGUGGUCCCUCUGCACUCCCUCAAGUACAUCGCCACCCUGCAGCACAUUGUAGGCCGCGGCUCUGAGCAAACAAACCCUCUGUUCAUUCUUGUGGACACAAAGUCAGGCCACGGUGCCGGCAAGCCCACCAGCAAGGUCAUCCAGGAAGUGGCCGACACGUAUGCCUUUAUCGCUCGCUGUCUCAGCAUCAGCUGGGUCAAAUAACUGGAAAGUCCCGUUAACAGUGUGUGUGAUUGUGUUUUAUUUCGAUCUCUCCCUUUUGUCCAUCCAUUAUCAUAUUUGGAAUACUGUUUACAACAGCUGUUCACACCAUGUUUGUAUCUUUACACCAACACGUACAAGAUGUUUGAACUUCUUUUUAUCCAGCCUCUAUGUUUUUUUGUUUCCUUUUGUUUUUGUGUUCGUCUAAGGCCUCUUUCACACAUACACUACACUCCUGAAGAUUACCUGGCAUGCUAUGUCAGGCUGUGUGGGGAUGCAAAUCUUCAAAUCCGACUUUAAGCAAUUUUUUUUAUGGCAUCCCACAUAUUAAAAAAUCAAGGUGAAGUCUGCAGGCUUGAAUGUGAACGCAGCAUUGUCCAGGCUGUGUUCAAGUGGGCGUGUUGACAAUAAUGUUCACGUCACGCAGUACACGUUACUGCUCAUCACAGUUGCAUGUGUUAGGUUUUCGACUCUUGGGUGUUUAAUGCAGAUGCAUCCUCUAGAUUUAAGACAUGGGACAAGUCUGGAAAAAUUCAGGACCUGAAUGUUCUGUAAUUGCCUGUACAUGUUCAGGAGCUUGUGUGAAAAAGGCCUAAUUUUGUCCCUCCCUCUCCCUUUCCCCUCUCUGUGUGAGUCUGUUAGUACGCAGACUCAUCAGGAUCUCAGCCAACAUAAAGCUCUCAGCUAACAAGCCUUCUCCCGAUGGCCAUUUUUGUAGUCCUAAUGAAAGAAGGAAUGAUGGUGAUAUCAGUUGUGGAUGUGUAAAAAGGAGGACAUACCUCCGUGGCUACAACAGUCAGCCAAUCAGCAGUUACAGUCAUGAGGUAAGAUUGUUCCUGGGUCUUCUGGGCACUUCGGUGUGUUACGUUUUAUUUAUUUUGUGUGCACGGGACGGAGGUUGUUGGGAUAUGUAAUGACUUUAGCAUGUAUAAUCCUGACAAGUGCAAAAUGAUGAUGCUGUAAGUUAACAGUGUUGUUGUGAAUGUGAGAGCAAAAAGUUACAAAAAAGGAAGAAAAAAACAAACGUGUGAAAGUGUGUUUAAAAAUCGGUCCCCACUACUCUUCAAGACUGAUAAUGAUUUCUACCUCUUGACAUGUGCUGAUUGUUUACCUUUAAAAGGGAACAAAACACAAUGCCACAACUUCAAUAAACAACUUUUUAAACAGUG